This is a messenger RNA of Drosophila novamexicana, 1101 nucleotides long. RefSeq names its product leukocyte receptor cluster member 1 homolog. The transcript has 3 exons. Bases 104 to 1027 code for a protein of 307 amino acids. Lineage: Eukaryota; Metazoa; Arthropoda; Insecta; Diptera; Drosophilidae. The record is from RefSeq and is a predicted model, not a curated record.
AUUUUUCACCCGUCACAUUCGUUACUCAACACUGUUUUUGCCAUUCACAUCAUAGCGCGUUUUGUUUACAUUGACAAUCUAGUUUUACAGCAACUGCAACAAGAUGAAUAUCUUGCCCAAAAAACGCUGGCAUGUGCGCACUAAAGAUAAUAUUGCCCGCGUGCGGCGGGAUGAAGCAGCUGCUCAGGAAGACGAAAAAAAACGGCUGGACAAAUUGCAAUUGGCCGAGAGCGAAGCGCGUAUCAACUAUUUGCGACGUCAAUCGGGUUUGCCUGUAAACGUAAUAGAAGGGACUGGUGCUCAAGGAAGCAGUGAAAGUACAUUAGAAGAGGCCGCAGCACACAAUUCUGGUGUUACAUCUGCAGUAGAUCUAUUUGCGGAUUACAAAAGUCAUGUAAAGAAAACAAACAAAGAUUUGGAAAAGGAAAAAAAGGACGAACAGGAAAAGUAUGAGAAACAAAUCGGAUACCUCACCUAUCUGGGGCAGGAUACAAAUGAGGCUCUCAAGGUGCGCAGUUGGUAUGAAUUGGCCCCAAAACGUCCGGAAAAUGCUGACUUCGAUCGAACUGAAAUCCAAUUAAAAGAAAAACUGUCACAAGAUCCACUCACAUUAAUAAAGACACUGAUCCCAGGAGAAGCACAGCCUGUUCGAAAUUCGAUCAAGCGACGAAAACGCACACCGACACCAGAAGCAUCGCCUGUCUUAGUGCGUUUGUUGAAAUCCAAGAAACACAAAAAGGACAAGAAACAUGACAAAAAACACAAGAAACACAAGCAUAAAAGGGACAAAGUUGAAAAAAUAAGCAAAGAGCUGGCCACGAACGCAAAGCGCGAUAAAUUAAACAGGUUGCGCAAGGAACGGCUGUUGCGUGAAGCAACAGAGCGACGUCGUCAGGAACAAUUAUUUGCUCCCAAGGAGUCGGCAAUGCCAAGUAAUGCUGCAAGCACGCCGGCCCCUACGCCGCGAAUAGUCCAAAAGUACAAUAGCCAAUUUAAUCCAGAGUUUGCUAAACAGAAUAUGAUUUGAACAUGCAUGUAUAAAUGGAUUUAAAAACAUUUUGUUGAACUGUUCAAUUAUGUAAGUUUGUACAGAACUUUUGU